AUGCUCCCAGUGGCUGAGGAGGAGACGAAUGUUCGCGUAGCUGCCAGAGUUCGGCCACUUCUACCUCGGGACGUAGCGCAGAACUACUGCAGCUGUGUUUCUGCGCAGCCUGGGACGAACCAGCUCGUUGUUGGCACCAAACGUGCAUUUACGUUUGACUUGGUUUUUGAGACGGAUGCAAGCCAGUCGGCCGUCUAUGAUGGCUGUGUGUCAUCCUUGCUGGAUGGCUGCAUGCAGGGCUACAAUGCAACCGUCUUCGCUUAUGGCCAAACAGGUUCGGGCAAAACCUAUACCAUGGGUACUGGACAGUGGGUAUCGGAGGGCAGCACCGAGGAGGGCAUUGUUCCGAAGGUCCUUCGGAACAGCUUCCGGCACAUUGAGGCGAACAGUUCGACCAUCGACUUCAAAGUUUCUUGCUGCUACUUGGAGAUCUACAACGAAGACAUCCGUGACUUGUUGCAGCCUGGAGGCCAGAGAGGCCCCAUUGCCAUCAGGGAAGAUGCUGCCGGUGGCAUCAAGGUCUCCGGUAUCCACGCAGAGACGUGCACCUCUGCGGAGGAGAUGUUGAGUUGCCUCAGCGAUGGCUCCGUGCAAAGAACCACCGGGGCCACACUCAUGAAUGAGCACAGCUCGAGGUCCCACUCCAUCUUUACCCUCAUCUUGGAGCAGCGCCGCCGGAUAGGAGGAGGGGAUGCCUGGAGUGAGGAUGACUACGUGACGGCCAAGUUUCAUCUUGUCGAUCUUGCGGGGUCUGAGCGCGCGAAACGCACUGGCGCCGUCGGCAGCCGCUUCAAAGAGAGCAUUGCCAUAAACUCUGGCUUGCUCGCGUUGGGCAACGUGAUUUCUGCCUUGGGGGAUCCUGCAAAACGAGGUAUCCACGUACCGUAUCGCGAAUCGAAGUUGACGAGGUUGCUGCAAGACAGCCUGGGCGGGAACUCAAGAACCGUGAUGAUUGCUUGCGUCAGCUGCGCUGACAUCGAUUCGGAAGAAACGCUCAACACCCUGAAGUAUGCGCACCGUGCUCGCAACAUCAAAAACAAACCUGUGGUCAAUCACGACCCUCGCACCGCGCAGCUGGCUGCCAUGCAGGACGAGAUCGUGGCCUUGAGGGAGCAGCUUCAGCGCGCCAACGAGGGCUCUUCCCUGGCUGUUGCAGGCCCGGGCCCGGCACAAGAGGAGAUGAUGGAGCUCAACCACAAGCUGGAGGCCUCUGAGACUCGUUCCGCAGAGCUUGCCGAGCUCCUGGCAGCCACGGAGACAGAGCGCGAAGCCUUUCGAAGAUACUUGGUGGACAUGUACUGCGCUGUUUGCCACCACCUCCCAGCCAUCUGGCAGGUCUCGACUCGUGAAGCUCCAGCGGUGCCUGCCCGACGGGCCCUGACAGCCGUCUGCCAGGUUCUGCAGGCAGCGCAGCGGCUGCUCAACAGUGAAGCAGAACCGCCAGCAGAUGCGUUGGACACGUCGCCGGAUACCAUGCCGGUGGAUGCGAGCCAACUCCCGUCCCCGCCGUGCCAUCUUAUCCAGGAGCAACCGCCGGAGCUUACAUCGGGUGAGCCUGCUAAUGGCAUGCCAUCUCUGUCAACCACUGCACCGCAACUGGGAGAGCCGUACAAGCUCCCGUCUCUGGCAGAGAUGCGGAAGGACUCGACAACGCUCAUCCGCAGGUAUCUGGACGAAAUGAAGCGCAUGGAGACAGAGCUGGCGCUGUACCGGAGGCGCACCAGGCAGCUACAGGAAGAUCUGAAGGAGGCUCGGGAUGACUUGCAAAAGGACGAGGAAAUCUUCGAAGAGAAGAUGCGAGAGAUGAAGGAGUUGACGGACCGCAACGCCUUUCUGGAACAGGAGAUACAGAGGCAGAGAAAACCUCUCAGCCUGGACUCACGGACGAGCAGUAAGGAGGGCCCGAACUUUUUUGCCAUCCAACUCAGCGACUUCGAGGAUGGCCCGGCCAUGAGUUCGACGGCACCCCCUGCACCUCUUCCGCCAGAUGACGGGUCAGAGACCGAUUCCUCCAGACCAUGCGACGUGCAGGCAGGGUGCAUGCAGCGUGGUCUGCCAUGCAAUCUGUGCCGUUCUAGGGGCUGUUCGCAGCGGCAUGUAACGACAGGUCGUAGGCAGUGA
Symbiodinium natans is the source of this 2121-nucleotide messenger RNA. The record is from the annotation of a GenBank genome assembly. Lineage: Eukaryota; Dinophyceae; Suessiales; Symbiodiniaceae.